Pezoporus occidentalis (night parrot) is the source of this 2108-nucleotide messenger RNA. RefSeq names its product zinc finger protein 501-like. Gene Ontology annotation, molecular function: RNA polymerase II cis-regulatory region sequence-specific DNA binding; DNA-binding transcription factor activity, RNA polymerase II-specific. The record is from RefSeq and is a predicted model, not a curated record. Gene Ontology annotation, biological process: regulation of transcription by RNA polymerase II. The coding region runs from base 511 to 2010 and encodes 499 amino acids. The transcript has 4 exons. Lineage: Eukaryota; Metazoa; Chordata; Aves; Psittaciformes; Psittacidae.
CCCUACUGCAGAGAAGAAAGUGGAUUUAUUUGGAAGGAACUGCUGUAAAGAGCUCCUCCUUGCACAGCUUUCCACCUAGCCUGAGUGUCUGCAUACUGUGAAGCAUCACAGCUAGGUGGAUAAAGGCUGGAUGUCCUCCCUUCCCUCUGGAGACUCACUCUUUUUUGCUGUGCUCCAAGUGAACUAUAUCACUUUGAGGAUGAAGAGGCAGUAGGGUUGGUCCUGCUACCUGCAGUCACAAGGCAAAGUUGCCUGUAUACGAGGAGAGAUCUAGUCUGCUGUAUUAUUGUAGCAGAGCACAGAGCAUAAUCAGCAUGCUGAUGGGAGAUGACUGCAAAUUAGGAGCUGAACUAAGGACAUGCAGCAGUAAGAGACAUUGUUCUUUCACUGCUUUCUUUCUGUGGAGUACAUGCCAGCCACCAGGAAGAAAACUGUAUGCAGCUCUUGUUCAGUGCAAUAUAAAGGCAGGGAUCUGCAGUCACUGAUGGUUUAAACAUCCUGGAUGGUGUGAUGAGAAACAGCUUUGUGGCCAGAAGCAGUGGAACACCAAGAGAGCAGAAAGUUUGCUUCCCAGCAGGUGCCAGGACCAUGGGUGACACACAGAAGGGCAGGAUUCAUCAGGGAAGUCCUGUGAGACCUGGACUGCAUCUGUUCCCCUCCAGAAUGCUCAAAGGAGAUACCCUCCAGGAUGCUGACCAAAGACAUGACUGCAAGCAGGAGCUGGAGAUAAAAAGUGAGGUGGAGACAUCUUAUGGAGAGAGGCAGAGAAUGGUAACUCCCUGUGGGACGGAAGUCUGGGAGUGCGACAACAGUGAUAGAGCCCACAUGAGCAAGGCUAUCCUUGCUGGUGACAAGCCAGACCCAACCAUUUGUGGGAAGGGUGCCAUUUGGAUUCAGCAGAUGGGAGAGAAAACCUACGAGUGUCCUGAGUGCGGGAAGAGCUUCAGCCGGAGCUCGUACCUGAGCCAGCAUCAGAGGAUCCACCUAGCAGAGAAACCCUUCAGCUGCUCCGAAUGUGGGAAGAGUUUCACCCGCAACUCAGACCUGAUCAAACACCAGCGGAUCCACACUGGCGAGAAGCCCUACCAGUGCAGUGAGUGUGAGAAGACCUUCAGCCAGAGGUCCAAUGUGAUCAGGCACCAGCGGACCCACACAGGAGAGAGACACUACCAGUGCAACGAAUGUGGGAAGAGCUUCAGCCAGAACUCACACCUCAUUGUCCACCAGCGGAGCCACAAGGGUGAGAAACCCUUUAAUUGCCCACGGUGUGAGAAAAGCUUCAGCGAUCGCUCCUCCCUGAUCAUACACCGGAGAGUCCACACUGGAGAGAAGCCUCACAAGUGCCAGGAAUGUGGGAAGCGUUUCCGGGACAGCUCGGCCAUCAUUCGGCAUCAGAGGAUCCACACAGGAGAAAAACCAUAUGAGUGCACCGAGUGUAGAAAAGCCUUCCGGCAGAGCUCCUCACUGGUGACCCACAUGCGAACACACACAGGUGAAAAGCCCUACAAGUGCCCAGUGUGUGGGAAGGGCUUUAGCCAGAGCUCAGCGCUCACCACUCAUCGCCGGAUCCACGGUGGGGCAGCCUUGCCCAUAUACCAUGGUAGCCUCCUGCCCAACCCCUACCAGUGCGCUGAGUGUGGCCGGAGGUGCAGCGACCGCUCCACCCUGACCAAGCACCAGAGCACGCAUGCUGAGGAGCGGCCCUACAUCUGUGUGGAGUGCGGGGACAGCUUCCGACGGAGCUCGGCUCUCAACGUGCACCUGAGGAUCCAUCGCGGGGAGAGACCAUACAAGUGUGAGGAAUGUGGAAAAGCGUUCAGGCACAGCUCAGCCCUCGGUGCCCACCUGAGGAUCCAUGCAGGAGCCAAGCCCUACAAGUGUGGCGAGUGUGGGAAAAGCUUCCGGAAAAGCUCAACUCUUAAAGUGCAUUUGAAGAUCCAUGCAGCCAAGAAACAUUAUAAAUGUAUGCUGGGUAGGAGAAUGCUCACUUCCAGCUCACUUCUGCCAUAGGGCUGCAGUGGAUGUUCAGAACGGGAAACAAAAGCAGUGAUUGAGGAUACCUGAAAAAGGUGGGUGAUGAGAACCACGUUGGGAAGAGACUGACUGGA